Molecule: messenger RNA, 4282 nt
Organism: Anas platyrhynchos (mallard)
Lineage: Eukaryota; Metazoa; Chordata; Aves; Anseriformes; Anatidae
Gene: FAM161A
Product: FAM161 centrosomal protein A
Biological process (GO): cilium organization
Cellular component (GO): photoreceptor connecting cilium; cilium; ciliary basal body
Source: RefSeq, a predicted model, not a curated record
UUUUCACGGGUGUCUUUACAUUGUGAAGGGCUGGGAUUUCUGGCAGGACGGAGGCAGAGGCGUGGGGCCCCGCCUGCGCUCGCUAAUCCCGGCUCCCCCCGCAGCGAGGCGGGCCCUGAGCGAGCCGGGACCGGCCCCAGCGCCGGAGCCAUGGCAGCCGUGCCUGCGGCCCCCGAGCCCCGCUCCCCUCCCGGCGCCAGCAGCCGGGCCCCGGCAGCCCAGGAUGCUCUUGAUGUGGAUUCAAAUACUGACAGAGAGCAGACCCUCCCUCUACAUGGAGACAGUGACAACUGGAUAGACUUUUCCAAAAUGUGCACUUCCAAUCAAGAAUAUUACUUGAAGCUAGAAGAGUUGAAGAAUGCCCAUGUGGAGACCAUGGCAAAGUUAGAAAGUAUGUAUCGGAAUAAACUCUAUUUAAAAGGAGUACAGCCUGUGGCCAGGAAAGAUGCUGCUUCUAAUGGGUGUUGCAGGCCAACUUGGGAGAAGAGCUCAUAUCAGACUCUAAAUUUGCACAAAUCCUUCUCUGACUCUGACUUAAGCGAUCCCUUAGGCUCAGGUGUAUCUGGUGGGUCUGACAAAGAAUUAGCAUUUGAAGAAAACGGUAGUGAAACUGGAUCAUCAUCAUUUGCUAAGCAACGGAUUGAAAAAAUGUGGGACGGGUUCUCUGUGGAAGACUACAUUGCCCGAACCAAACACAGCUUACCAAACUCGCCGGUCUUCAGAACGAUGCGGAAGAAGCAGAAGGCAUGGUCACCAAAAGUGACUGUGCCCAAGCCUUUCCAGAUGACCAUUCGAGAAGCUAGAAAAAAAGAACAGAAUGUCAAAUCAAAGUCCCAGAUUGAAAUGGAAAAUAACUUACUGAAGAAGCAGCUGGAGGAAGAAGCGGAGUGUCAGAAAAAAUUCCGAGCUAACCCAGUGCCCGCUGCAGUCUUCCUUCCGCUCUACCAUGAAAUCAUACAAAGAAAUGAAGAGCGCAGGAAGUCUGUGAAAGAGAGAAGCAAACUCAAGCUCUUGGCUUCUCAGAAGCCAUUUAAAUUCAUUGAAAGAGAGAAGCAAAGGAAUGAAAUUAGGAAAAUGCAAUUAAGAGACCUUUCCACACCUGAAAAGAAACCAAAACCAUUCAAAGCAAAACCAAUUCCUAAAUGUGUUUAUAGUCCAGCUGUUAAUGACAAGUUACAGGAGGAAGAGCUCUACAGAGAAAUUAGGAUUAGAAUGAGAGCUGAGGAGUUGCUGCGUAAUUCAUCCCUACCCACCAGCAGGCUGGCUUUAAAGAACACCAAUAAAAAGAAGAAACACAAGUGCAUGGAACCAAAGGAGACAGAACAUAAACCCAAGAUCAAACCAGAUGUUCCAGAUUUUGAACGACUCCACCAGAAAUUUCAGAAACGGCUCCUGCAAAAAAAACAGGUGAAACACCUUACAGUCUGUGAACCAUUUGAUCUUCGUACUCCACACAUUCCUUCAAACAAGGGGAAGAUUUUGAGGGACAUUCAAGAGGAUGAAGAAAGGUUGAAGGAAACACGCUGGCCAUACGCCUCUCCAAGACGUAAACCUCAAAUGAGAGGUGCAAAUUCACCUCUCUCGGGAUUUGGAGAAUCUAAAUCACCAAAAAUCACUCAAUCCACACAACGAAGGCUACAAGCCAUCAGGAAUUCACUUGAGGAAAAGAGAAAGCUGGAAGAACAACAAAAAAGAAACAGGACAAAGCAGAAACAAAGAACGAAAAAACUGCAGAAAAUUGUUACAACUCGGGCUGAGGCCAAUGACCCACAUCAGAGCCUAGCUCAGAUGUCUAAAUCCAAAUUAGAAACAUUCAGGAAUUACGAGAAGCAGAGAAUGCAAGAAUAUUUGCAAGAGUUACAAGAAAUGGAAGAAAGAGUAAACCAAAGGCCAUUGCUUUUGGAAAGAGUCACUCAGAAAAAUGCCAGAAUAGCUGCAGAAAAGCAUUAUUCUAAUACACUGAGAGCUCUGGGGGUAUGUCCAGAGUUUGUUUCAAAGAAAGGACAAACAACUAAAUUGCUAGGAUGCUCCAAUGCUGAAGAUUUUGGUCUUGAUGUCAAAGAAAGAGCCAACAAGGAUAAAGUGAAAGAAAGGGAAUCCUUCCUUUCAGCAGAAGCAGUUGACAUCAGCCCUCAGGCUGAGCAGUCCUGCGAGGAGGAGGAAGAGAAGAGAGAAGGUGUCAGAGCUUCCACAAAAGACAGUAAAUCCAGUGAGGCAGAGGACGAGGAGGAGACCAGAGCCAGCCCUCACGUUCAGCAGCCUUGCCACACAGGGGAGGCCAGCCCCGGCUCUGACCAACACUGUGAAGAGGAGGAAGGGGAAGCAAAGGCAGGCCUUCCACGUGACCAUUCCCUGGAGGAGGAGGAAGAUGAGGAGGAGAAUCGGUCAAGACCUAGCUCUCAGUCUGACAGGUCCCCUGAGCCGCAAGAGGGUCAGUCCGACCCUGAAGCUGAGGGUGCCUUUGGGUAUGAGGAUGAGGAAUACGAAAGUGAUGAUUCGGAAGAGAAAGCCAGUGAUGGUGAAGCUGACUGAAGGGCAGGCAGACAGGACAGGCUGGUGCUCAGGAACCUAUUUCAUUGCUGGCGGUGAAAUAGACACUAAAGAAAAAAUUGUCUUUUUGCUAGUGAUAUGAAAUUUUGUGAAUUUAAAGCUCUUAGCUUUGCAGUCUUUUUAGCACAGAAACCUUGUUGAUUUUCCAGUGAGAAAGAUCAAGUUAUUCCUUUCCACCAAGAAAAUUACUUUUAUAUUCAUCUUCUUUAUUUUAGACCUCUGUGACAUUAGUGCAGUUUGGUUCAUAAAAUUAACACCAAACAGUGGUUAAAAAUAAUGUCUUGCAUGCUGCGUUGUUAACUACUGAGGUCUUAGCAUGUUCAGCUUUUCCGUGUACUGGCAAAGCCAGAUGAGAUUUUGGAGUAGCAAUUUGCUAUUAUCAAUGCCUCCCAGGCUCAAACAUCGCAGUCCUUUUGGGCUCUGUUCCUGCAAUAUCUUCUAGGAUGGCAACGAACUGGCAAGGGUUUGUUGUGCAAGACCUCUCAUUGUUUUCAGCAGAGCAGCUGUAGACAACUGCAGUUAGACAAAAUGGCCAAAUUCAUCUGUGCAGUUCCUCCCUCCUGCUCCCAGGGAGCUUGUUCUCUUCCCCACUUAAGUGAGCUGAAUUGGUUCAGUGAUGGGUCAGAGGAGUGCCAGGGCCAGAAAAGAAGUGACUCCUUUUGGAGGAAACAAGCUGUUAGAUCAACUUCAGUGUUUUGUUCAGCUAAUAUACAAAGAGCAUCGCAGUUGCUGAAGGCCGUUCCUAUAGAGAAGAAAAAAAGAUGCACCAAAAUACACUGAGAGGAGUCAUUUAAACUCUUACAGAGCUUUUUAACAUUUGUAGGCAAGUGAGGUAGAAGAAAAGUCAGUAGAAUAUCUUGAGAAAAAAAACACGUUAUGCUACCAGAUCUUGUAUUACUACCUAACCAAGAUAGAAAAUUGUGUUCUUUCCCCUCCGUUUUGUUUUAAAGAGCUCUUCCUGUGAUCAUGUAAAAUAGUCCAUUUCCAUAAUAACAAAUGCCGACAUUAAGUUUCUUUAUUGAGAUAGUAAGCAUACUUUAAAAAGACAACCUUCCAACUCACCAACUGUAGUUGCAUGGAAGUCUGCUAAGGAAGUGCUUUAGUACCUUUCUUCACACACUUGUUACUCAGGACUUCAGCUACUACACAACACAACAUGCAAGUCUGUGUUUUUUUAGUUUAGUUUAGUUUUGUUGUUUGUUUGUUUGUUUUUCCCCUCUAUUUAUAUCGCUAGUGGCUUCUCCUACUGUUACUAGCUUUCCUGCUAACCUGUCAAAUACAGUGUUAGGAAAGAAAGUAGAAGAAAACAUUUAUGUAACAAACCACAAAUAAGUAUUUCAAACAAGCUUUCUCUGCUUAGAGAACAGUAUACUAUGACUUUGCACAAGCACUCAAAACACGUUCAUUGAAUAGUAAAUAUUAUAUUUCUUAAAACUAACGAGUUUGCAAAAGCAUCUGCAAUGACUAGGGAUAUGGGUUUGGCUUUUUUUGUUUGCUUUAGGUUGGGGAAGGGGAGUGUUGUUUGUUUUCCUCAGGUUUCCUUCCAAACUGCAUGUAAAAGCACUAACUAAAUCUAUUAUUUCUUCCUCCAGACUUUGAGAAACUGUGUCCUAGUGUUUGGAUUUUUAUCUUUCCUUUUUUUUUUAAUUUAUUUUGAAGUGUGGCCUAACUAAUAUGAAUUCUAAACUUAUUUGUUUUAUUUAAAUAAAAUUUCCAUUGCAUAUUUAUCUUA